AUGCCAGUUCCAACAGAGGUGGUUUCAAGAAUCAGAUCUUUUGCUCUGGCUAGCAAUAAAAAGCAACCAACUCGACCCACCCAAGUGCCGAACAUACUCUGGCGUUUUUCGAACGAUGAUUCCAUGGGAAUCAAUCAUCGCUCUGGCUAUAUCGCGAAUGCUUUUCUUAAUGAGAUUGGAAAUAUUCCCACUCCAGAUGAACGAGCUGAGGAAUUUCCCACAUGGUUGGAGAUCCAUGUGAGGCCACGCAAGAUCCCUUCGCCAUUUAUCUCCACGUCGACUGACCCGCUUGUAGCGGUCCAUCGUGCGCUUACCAGAGGCCAAAACGCCAUUGUUUCAAUUAUUGACUCAACCCAGAUCGAAUCUCAAAAUAUCUUUUAUAUGAAGGAUUUAAUGAAGCAAUACAACAUCUACACGCCUGGUUACCGAGGAGCCAAGGAAUAUGUUGUCUGGGGAACUAUCUGUCGACCAGCGAUUAUCUCAUCGAUUAGGGCUGACGAAUUUAUUCAGAUCGCAAAUUCGCAUUCUGAUAUUAAAGCUGCUUUCCAGCUGGAUACCAUCUCCGCCUCUCCAAACUGUAAAAGCCAACUUCAUAACCGUUUGGCAUUGGAGACCUUCGAGAGUGACUUUGCAAUUGGAAAGACUGUUGGCAAGUUCCUACGCAUCAUUCGUUUACACCCCGUCUACUUGGAAGAUGUUUCCAAGUCCUUGAAUAUGUCUUGGUCAUUUACAGUCGCGGAGGAUACGGCUGAAUUUACUCGAGGCGUGAAACACGGAUUUGACACCACCAUGGCGCCAUCGUCACCUGUUCAUGUGCCUGAGAACACGUUUCACAGUCAGGAAACAAUCAUUCAAAGCCAGGAUAGAAGUACUUCUGAUAAUGUUACCCAGGAAGUUGCCCAUAAUGUUGACUCUCAAGACUACGUUAUAGUCGAUUAUCCACAGCAGGAAGAUGUUGCACACGAUAUUAGACAAUCUAUGGACCGUUUCAGUAUUGACGACGAUGCUGAGGGAUUCUUUGACCAUCAACAUGAUACAGUCAAUCGAUCAUCUCCAGUGAUUGCAACGACAACACCGACCUGCAGAAUAUCAGUCUUUAAACCAGAAUCUGAAUCAUGGGUUAUGGUUCCUGAGACGCAACGCCUCACUACACCCAUCGCAGAGUCCGUUGAAAAUGUGUUACCCGCCUCGAGCUCUCCAGAUGAUAAUGAUGAUGUUGAUGGGGAAACUAUGCAGAUCAAAACAGAAAUGCCUACAACUCCUACUAGUAACCAUACUAGGAGCUAUAGUCAGAGCAGUGAAUCAACUAUCAGCGCACAAACCCCAGUCGCGCACCAUCGCUUCUCUCAAGAACGCGCACAUAUCAACCGGGUAUUAGGUUAUGACUGGCCAACUUUUUGGGAUUCACUACAUCAAGUCGGCAGUCAAUAG
Messenger RNA from Talaromyces amestolkiae, 1431 nucleotides. RefSeq lists its product as uncharacterized. The record is from RefSeq and is a predicted model, not a curated record. Bases 1 to 1431 code for a protein of 476 amino acids. Lineage: Eukaryota; Fungi; Ascomycota; Eurotiomycetes; Eurotiales; Trichocomaceae. The transcript has a single exon.